Cloeon dipterum is the source of this 1200-nucleotide messenger RNA. RefSeq lists its product as uncharacterized. The record is from RefSeq and is a predicted model, not a curated record. The coding region runs from base 59 to 877 and encodes 272 amino acids. The transcript has 3 exons. Gene Ontology annotation, cellular component: membrane. NCBI's taxonomy places the organism in Eukaryota, Metazoa, Arthropoda, Insecta, Ephemeroptera, Baetidae.
GACGGUGCAUCAUUCACACUCUUGCUUCCGCUCUCAGCGCACUCUUCCACUUGCUGCUAUGAACACCCUGAGCAUAGCAGUGCUCUUGGCCGUCGGCCUCUCGGCCGCCGCAGUGGCCGCCGACCACACAGAUGCCUAUAUGGAGGACGCCAGGACCAGUUGCGAGCACAAAAAGGACGCCCUCUCCUGCGCCAAGCUCAGGGCACUUUCCUACCUGGACGCGGUCGCCGGUGGACAGGUUUCAUCCGCCCGAGCCUUCAACACAAUGUUCUCGCCUUUGUCUGCCAUUGGAGUUCGUCUCGUGAAAAUGCCGUCCACAGAUGAGGAAAACGCGCCCUCCGAGCUCUUCGAUGACGUCGAGCAGAGAAGCGGCGACUCUGAAAUCACCAAGAUGUGGAAGUUCGGUUUGAGGCAGGUGGAGCGUUUCGCACGCAAGUAUUCAGUCGCGGUGGCCGUGCCUGAGACCAACACCGGCGUCGUGCCCAGGAUUAUCAGCGAGGACGACGUUAACGCUAUUGAGAGCAGAGAGUCUCGCGGCAAGAAGAAGAAGCUGCAGCUGUUGCUGCCCCUUCUGAUCCUGUUCAAGUUCUUCAAGCUGAAGGUUCUGCUGAUCCCCAUCCUGCUGGGAGUGCUGGCCAUCAAGAAAAUCCUGAUCCUGGCUGCCGUCUUCCUGCCCAGCGUGAUCGGGCUUCUCAAGUUCUGCAAGCAGCAGCCCUUCCUGCAUGAAUACUCGUCGCCCGCCGCUUACGACUACGGCGUCACCAGUUACGCGGCCGGCGGCGCCUCCGGCUCCACUUACGGCAAGGACCUGUACAACCGUCGCAACUACGAGGCCCAGAAUCUGGCCUACCGGGCCCAGACCCCGACCCAGCAGUAGAUUAUUGAUUAUUUUUAAUCUUUGGCUCCGGACCGGUCGUUGUUGCACUUGACACCUCUGAGAUGCUCAAAACUAAGAAAAAUCCUUAACUGGUGCAGCAGUCGAUUUGGCGCCCUGGGGCCGAGUGUGAAAAGCCAAAUAUCCCCCAUCUUCAGAAGCUCAUUAAUUUAUUAUAUUUAUUUAAAGACAAAUGACCAAAAUAUUAGUAACAAGACGACUGAAAGCGACUUUUUAUACGAACACUCUGGAAUUUAUGACGAAUGACUACGUUUUUAACCUAACUGUGAAGUGAAGACGAAUAAAUUAUUAUUUUAUAUAAAUAA